Vitis riparia (riverbank grape) is the source of this 624-nucleotide messenger RNA. RefSeq names its product MDIS1-interacting receptor like kinase 2-like. The annotation marks the transcript as partial. Gene Ontology annotation, biological process: protein phosphorylation. The record is from RefSeq and is a predicted model, not a curated record. Gene Ontology annotation, molecular function: protein kinase activity; ATP binding. The transcript has a single exon. Lineage: Eukaryota; Viridiplantae; Streptophyta; Magnoliopsida; Vitales; Vitaceae.
AUGUUAAAGGGUUGCAACCUUGCAAAAAUGAUUCUGGAGCAGGCCAACAACCUGUCAAAAGGGCCACAAAUUGUGUUUAUAAUUGUAUUCCCUCUUUUGGGAGCACUUAUACUUCUUUUUGCUUUCAUUGGAAUUUUCUUGAUUGCUGAAAGAACAAAGAGAACUCCAGAAAUCGAAGAAGGUGAUGUACAGAAUGAUCUCUUUUCAAUAUCAACUUUUGAUGGAAGAGCAAUGUAUGAAGAGAUUAUAAAGGCCACCAAGGAUUUUGAUCCCAUGUAUUGCAUCGGAAAGGGAGGGCAUGGAAGCGUUUACAAAGCAGAGCUGUCGUCCGGUGAUAUUGUAGCUGUGAAAAAGAUUUACGCAUCCGACAUAGAUAUGGCAAAUCAAAGGGAUUUCUUCAAUGAAGUAAGGGCACUGACAGAAAUCAAGCAUCGGAACAUUGUGAAACUUCAUGGUUUCUGUUCACAUCCACGACACUCCUUGUUGGUCUAUGAGUACCUUGAAAGAGGUAGCCUAGCUGCAAUGUUGAGCAGAGAAGAAGCUAAGAAAUUGGGUUGGGCUACAAGGAUCAAUAUCAUUAAAGGAGUGGCUCAUGCUUUGUCUUACAUGCACCAUGAUUGCUCA